GAUUUAAGAUCUUCUACAGAGCUGUUCUGCUGCAGGAUGUCUCUCAUCGGAGAUGUUUGCCUAAUUACGGGGGCCUGUGGUUUCUUGGGACAAAAAAUCAUACAACUUCUGAUUGAGGAGAAUGAACUAGCAGAAAUCCGACUGCUUGACUUGAACAUUAAUCCAAAAUUGAUAGAGUCCUUAGAAGCAAUUCGAGGUCAGACAAAGAUCACCAAGCUUGAGGGGGACAUCAGAGACAUUGAAUUACUGAAGAAAGCUUGCCAGGAUGUUUCCCUUGUUAUUCAUACAGCUUCAGUCAUCGAUAUAUUGGGGGCGGUGGACAAAAAUGAAAUGACUGCUGUUAAUGUGACAGGUACCCAGUUGCUUCUGGAAACAUGCCUUCAGAAGAAUGUAAAGUACUUCAUCUACACAAGCAGCCUUGAGGUGGCUGGUCCAAACAAAAUGGGGGAUAGCAUCAUUAAUGGAAAUGAAGACACCCCACCCUACUCAUGCUGCUUAAAGUUUACAUACAGCAUCACAAAGCAAAAAGCUGAACAAAUAACACUGCAAACAAAUGGCAAACAUCUCCACAACGGUGAGCAGAUUGUCACUUGCUCCCUGAGACCCACAUAUAUUUAUGGAGAAGGGAGUAAAUUCAUUCUGCAACAUUUUGAUACAGCCAUUAGAAAUGGCAAUGUUCUCAAACGAACCUCCAAAAAGGAAGCUUUGGUAAACCCUGUGUAUGUGGGUAACGUGGCAUGGGCUCAUAUUUUGUCAGCCAAGGCUAUGAAAGAUUUACACAAAGUAAAACAAAUUGGUGGUCAUUUUUUUUUUAUUUCUGAUGACACACCACAUAUGAGCUACUCUGAUUUCAAUGAUGUGCUGCUAAAGCCACUUGGGAUCAUUGUUCCAGAGAAACUUGAACUACCAAUGCCCCUGCUUUUUUUUCUUGCAUUUUUAAUGGAAAUGUUGCAGUUUUUAUUGAAACCCUUUGUCAAGUACACUCCAUCUAUGAACCGGCAGCUUUUAAUCAUGCUCAACACACACUUCACCUUCACUUAUGCAAAGGCACAAAAGGCUUUUGGAUACACACCAAGGUACAGAUGGACUGAAGCCAAAACGACAACCUCUGAGUGGCUGUCAUCUGUGCUGUCAGAGAGGUGUGAACUUGUUAAGAAAAUGAAAACUCACUGAUGUCUCAUCAUAAGAUUUUUACAUCCCACUGAUCCUGCUGCAAUGGUUCUACAAGAUGUAAAAAAAAAAUCUAGUCACUUACAGGUGUUAGGUUACCUAAUAUGCAGCGAAAGACGACAUUUAAAGGGCUUCUCAGUGUGUCACUUGUUCAAUUUGUACACUCCUUUCUUCUUAUAAUGAUGUCACUUCUUUAUGGAUUCUUUUUUAAAAUUAGAACUAGCUAUGCUUACCCAUUGAACACAGGUUAUAGAAUAAUUUUAAAAAUAGUAUUCCUCCUUUGCAUCUUUAUUAACCUCUCUUGUCCUGCAAAUACCUGAAGUCUUACUCCUACACCUCAGCUUGGUAUCCUUGCAUGUAUGAAUGUCUCUUGCCAUAGGUGCACCCUCAGCAUUUCUCCCACCCCUUUCCUUUGCAUUCUCAUGUGUAUCAACCUCUCUUGCUUGGCGCUUCUGCUCUUGAUUGUGUUCCUGCAAAGCCUGCUUUACAGAUACUGUCAUUUCAGGGUGCCUUGCUCGCCUCCUGUUUGCUUGUUUGACUACAACAAAUGAAAGACAGGGCCCCAUUACCUGUUGUGAAAACACCAUUUAUAUUCUUGCGAACACUUUGUGCCUUUGAAGGCAACUCGGGUUGCGUCUCAUUAGUAUUUAAUGACCCAACAUUGCUUGGCACAUUAUUCAUAUUGUGGUUGUUGAAAUACUCCAUUUUAACUUUUUUUUUUGUAUUAAUAAAAAAAUGGUAACAAUCAAAAAUUGAACUUCACACAUGUAAAGUAUCCUGUGAUCUUCCCUAACACUGACCCACCAAAGCCAAACUUCCCAAUCAGAUUGCUUGGAGGCACUGGACACACAGACACACACACACAGUAGCAUUUUAUAGAUUUAUCUAUCUUAGACUAUUGAGAUUUGUAUUUUUAAAGAACAAGACUGUACAAAUGUUCUAAAUUUAAAUUCAAGUGCUCCAGUAACAGUGACCAUUUUAUACAUCGCCAUCUGUCUAUUGAAUAUAUAUAUCCUGUGUGAAAUAAAAUAUGUCAAAGGACAGGGAAGACAUUAUGGUAACAUUUUACAACAGGUCUUAUUAGGGCUAGCUGCAGUGCAUAUAUUUGGUCACGUACAGCUACUGCACACAAC
Polypterus senegalus (gray bichir) is the source of this 2303-nucleotide messenger RNA. RefSeq names its product hydroxy-delta-5-steroid dehydrogenase, 3 beta- and steroid delta-isomerase 1 (gene hsd3b1). Gene Ontology annotation, biological process: steroid biosynthetic process. Gene Ontology annotation, molecular function: 3-beta-hydroxy-Delta5-steroid dehydrogenase (NAD+) activity. The record is from RefSeq and is a predicted model, not a curated record. Lineage: Eukaryota; Metazoa; Chordata; Cladistia; Polypteriformes; Polypteridae. The transcript is spliced from 4 exons. The coding region runs from base 37 to 1173 and encodes 378 amino acids.